CUUUGUUGUGAUUAUGAAUGAUGGGAAAAUGGGCAGGGCCACCUCACUGCGUAAUCAGAAUGGUGUUAUUUAGAGCUAGAACUAUUAAAAAUUUUUUGUAAUAAAUAGUCUCCUCAUGCCAAGCUCUAGAAUGGACCAUGGGCUAGUUGGCCCUCAAGACUCAGCUCCUCCUGCCUUAGUUCUUAGCUCCACCUAUCCAGUUAACAUGGGCAAUGUCCCUGUUACUAGCAAGGGGAGCCCAACAAAAGUUUUGGACUGUAAGCACAACACACAGUCUACAACUUUUGAGACAUCCAACAGAUACGUACAUUCAUUUUUAUGCUAUGAGUUGUUCGCUGCAAUUGAAAUGGGUUCAUUGAAGAGAGUUCGCAAUGUUUUACUCUCCUACCCAGAUCUUGAUUUCAACUUUCACAUCAAAGACGUCACUCCACUCUCAUUGACAUUGUAUAGAAAAAGGUUUGAUAUAUUCCACUUGUUUCUACACCAUCAAGCCAAAAUGGGAAAUCUUAAUUUAAAUAUGAUCAGCAAGGACAACCUUGGAAGGAUGGAACCCCCAAUAAUCACAGCAUGCCGUUUACAUUUUUUAGAGGGUGUCAUGACCCUUGUAAGAAAAGGCGCAGACAUUGACAUGACUGAUAACCAGGGUCAUACUGCAUUGUGGGUGGCCUCAAGACAGCAGAUGCCUGACCUAGUGGAGUACUUGAUUAACAAUGGUGCCAGUGUUAGCAAAAUGGACAAGUUUGGUUGCACUCCCUUACUCACUGCUCUUAUGUACAGAGUCAGUUCUAUGAUUAUCCGCCAUCUCAUCAUACACGGAAGUCCGCUUUCAGCUCACAACAACUGGUCAUCAGCUGAACAGUCCCCUCUUUUCUGGGCCACCAAAAAUGGCAACUUUGAAAUAGUUAAACUAGUUCUCCAAGCGGGUGUCGGCUUGUGGGAGAUCCGUUCAGUGAGGAUGGCCCUGUCCAACAGCGAUGUGGACUCUGACAUACUAGAGCUCCUGGAUCAAGAAACUCAAGCGCCCCCUUCUCUCCAGCACCAGUGUAAGCUAGUGGUCAGGUGUUCCUUAAGCCGCAUUGGACGUGGGAAACAUUUUAUCAAAAACAUGCAAACUCUGCCACUACCGUCCAGUUUAAUUCAGUUCCUUCUGCUUUUCAGAUGAUAAUUCAUCAUCAACAUUCCUAUUUUAAAUAAAAUUUCUUGAAUAUUGUCUAGUCUCUUGCAUGUCAAAAAAGUUUUUAUACUUCUGUGUAAUCUCUUUUUAUUUUACAUGUUCUAAUGUUUACAAUGAUGUAUCUAACUUAAUUUCAGUAUAGUUUCUAUUAUGGGAAAAAUGUUUAUUUGUGUUCUGUUUGCAUUUUAUUUUCAGCUAUUAUGAGAUGAAAGAUGAUUUUGCAUUUAUUUGUAUAAAAUUAAAGGACCUUUUGUUUUCCUUUUACAUGACAAAGUUAAAGCCAUAAGUAGUUUGUCUAUUUAAAAAAAAAAUUGCUAUAUUUUCAAUUUACCAUAGUAAGUGUUUAAAUAAAGUUAAGUUCCCCUGUUUGAUCUAAUGACCUAUAGGGUAGAUGAAGUAGAGUUCAUUUGUUCCUUGACCUCAGCAUAUAAUGGGAUGGUGUGGUCAGCACUAUGCCCAACCACUUUUACUUUCUGUAAUGUGUUUUAAUGGUUGUACUUGUAUAAUAAGUUGGUUAUAUUAUUUGUAUUUAAAUAAUUGAGAAACAACACAUUCAAUAAUUAAGUUUUAUUUGUGAUUUUGAAUUAACUUGAGCAUAAUUUUGUUGCUCGGGUGCUUUCAUUAAAUAAAGUAUAUAUUUGAUUAAUAGGAAUAAAAAUCAGCUAUUUAAAAACUGUGUAUGGAAAAAGCAUAACUGACUUAAUUGUUUUCAGUUGUAAGUUAGAUAUUUCAUUUUAGUUUAAACUUUUUUCUCCAUCAUCUUGUCUUUUAAAUGAACAAAGUAUUUGUUUCAAUGUAUGCAACUUAAAGUUGUAAGUAGAUACUUUAAUAUACUGCCUUCAAAAUGAAACUACUAUAUGAAGUAUAAAUGUAUUGUAUGCUACAUUCCUUAAUCAAAAAUUAUUUCAUUGAUUACAUUGAGACACAGUUAUAGUAUUGAAUUAACUUCACAGGAGACUGCUAUCUGUGAUAAUUGCAACUCUGUGAUGUAUUUUUUUGUUCAUUGAUUUAUUUUAUUUUUAGAAAGAGAACCUUUAUGUGUUACUUAAUUAAAUCUACAUUUCAAAGAAAGUUACUACUUUAAAUAUAAGUAUGAUAUCUGCCUUUAUCUUAGUAAAAAUAAAUAAAUCUACACUAUAGUAUAAUAUGAAACAGCUUAUGGUCAUUUGACUUUAAAAUUUAUCUUAUACUCUUAAAUUGAAUUAGAAUUGCCUAAUGUUGAAUUUUUUAGUCAAGACUUAAAAUAAUGGAAUUUUCUUCUCAACUUUGACCCUUAACCUUGUGUGUAAAACAUCCCUGGCAUGUUUAGAUGUGCAGAACCUACAGUUGGCACAAUGUGUUAAACACAAAAGUAGUAUUUCUGCCUUGUUGUCGAUGAUUUACUGUAAAUCUUAAAAAAUUAUCUCAUCCUUGAUAUUUCAGAAGCAGCUUUUUUUUAGGAGUUAAGAAAUGUUAACCUGUUACAUGGUAGCCCAUGUGAAAAGGUUGAGAGCUACUGUUAUUUAUAAAAGGUUCUUAGAAAAACUGGUCAAGAUUUUUUUUUAAACUGUAUGCUUUCUAAAACAUAACACGCUUUUAAAGAUACAGUAUCAUAGUAAUUAACGUGAGUUAUCAAUGAUGAGAUUUAUAAUUCUGAUACAUUUGUGUAGUCAUGUACGUAAUAAAAUUUGUGUUUAAAAAAAGUUUGUAGUUAAAAAUCUAAAAAAAUUGUCCAUUGUGUUUUUGAGUUAUUUAUAUCUAUUUGGUUGUGAGGUUUGCCAUAAGAUUUUAUAUUAAAUUACCCUCUUACAUUGUUUAAAACAUUAUUUAUACCAAAGUCAAUGAUUUGCUUUACAUUGAUGUAACCAAAUUUUACAAAUGCUUUUUUUAAUUAUUAUUCAUAAAAGUAUUGUACCAUUGUCUGAGUAUUUUUAACUAUACGAGCUUCAAAGAAUUUUAGCUUAGAGGUUUGCCAUAUUUUUGCUUGCCAGUGGAUAUAUAUGUGUAUAUAUAUAUAUUUUUAAAAGCUUUAAAUAUGCUUUAUUCUUUCAACAUAUUAAUGUUUACUUAAAUAUGGGCAAAACAAUCAUAAACAUGUUUAAAAAAAUAUUUCUAUUGAACUCUAAGAUAUUUUGGUAUGUAUUUACAAUUAAUGACUAGUCUUUUCAUGGGAUAUCUUGGCUGCAUUUUUUAAGGUUAGAAAAUGCAUUUGUGCAGAGGUAGAUAUGCUUUAAUUAUAAACUUUGUAAAUAUAUGAUUAUAUCUACCUUCUAAAAGUUUUAGGUUAAAUGUUGACUUCAUCAUACAAAUUUUAACUUAAAACAUUAUUUUAGGUUUUUAUUUUGUUAUAUUUGUAAGGAAAAAGUUGUUUUCUAUAACAAUAAUAGAUUUAAAAAUUACCAGCUGUUCUAGUCUCUUUCUUUAAUUUUCUGAGAGAUCUAAAAAUGGAUUUUGUUCUUGAAAAAAAAUAAUCUCAUUUUACCUCCUUGUCUGGUGCAGGUGGUUUUUUUCUCAGAACCAGGUUAAAGACAUGAACCAAUUUUUUUUAGAUUGAAAUUUGUGAAAACAUUCUUGGCUUUAUCUUCUUUUUUUUUUUAUUUUAAUGUUUUGAUUAUCUCCCUUGUUUUACAAACUGGUCAGUAUUAAUUAAUAAGUCAAUUUAAAUUUGUAAUUAUAGCUUAAACCAAAGUUGGGUUUGUUGUUUUUUUUUAAAAGAUUCAAUCACUGUAUUAUUAAAUUUGGCACCUGCAAUUUACAAAACAUCCUCAUUUGGAGCGGGUUAUAAUAUAUGUCUUCAAAUUAGAAAUGAAAAUUAAUAUCUUACAGUAUAAUUAAAAAAUGAAUUUAAAAAGUAUCUUGACUUGUAUGUAAGCUUCACAUUUUAUUAAAAAAUAUAUUAAUUUGGUUUGAAAAUGUGAUUUUAGUGUACAAUGUGUAAUAUAAAGCAUUUUUUGAAUAUAUGAAUUAUUCCAAAUAUAACUAAGAUCUGUAACAAUAUAUCCUUAUAACAAGAAUUUUAUGUAUGUUGUCAUUGUUUAAUCAUGUGCCCAUUCUUGUCUAUUGGCGUGAGAAUUUUCUUUUCUAUCAGCUGCUGCCAGCCUAGAGGUGUAGUAUUUUAUCUCUUUUUUUUUUCCUCUGUCUCAAUUUGGUGAACUUAGAUAAUUCAUAAAGGUUUCUGAACGAUCAGUUUAAAUCUGUCCUUAUCUAGUCUUUACAUAGCUUAUGUUUUUUAGCGCUUAGAAGUUUGGUUACUCUUGAAUGCUGUUUGGUUGUGUUUGUGAACAUCUCUUAUUGCUAUUCUAGUGCUAAGCAUGUUAUUUUAUCAAUGCUUUUACAAUUAUAUGCUGUUGUAAUGAAAAUGC
This is a messenger RNA of Physella acuta, 4515 nucleotides long. Its product is annotated as histone-lysine N-methyltransferase EHMT1. The record is from RefSeq and is a predicted model, not a curated record. Lineage: Eukaryota; Metazoa; Mollusca; Gastropoda; Physidae. Gene Ontology annotation, biological process: intracellular signal transduction. Gene Ontology annotation, molecular function: protein binding.